Messenger RNA from Argentina anserina (silverweed cinquefoil), 1641 nucleotides. Its product is annotated as anthocyanidin 3-O-glucosyltransferase 2-like. NCBI's taxonomy places the organism in Eukaryota, Viridiplantae, Streptophyta, Magnoliopsida, Rosales, Rosaceae. The coding region runs from base 73 to 1497 and encodes 474 amino acids. Gene Ontology annotation, molecular function: UDP-glycosyltransferase activity. The transcript is spliced from 3 exons. The record is from RefSeq and is a predicted model, not a curated record.
UAUGUGCAGCCACAUGCAAAUCUCUAUAAGCUUCUACGCGCCUGACCUAAAAUCUCCGCCAAACGUAGAAUUAUGAAGAAAGCAGAGCUGGUGUUCAUUCCCACACCAGCUACAGGUCAUCUAGUAUCCACAAUCGAGUUCUCCAAACGAUUGUUGGAUCGAUGCGAUCAAUUCUCUGUGACGAUUCUUGUGAUGAAAUCACCAUUUGGUGCCACAGCGGAUCAGUCAUUUCCUACAGCCUCCCACUCCAACAUAAAACUCAUCCAUCUUCCCAACGUAGACCCCCCAACCAACCACGGCUCCGCAGAAAAAUACGUUAGCGAUCACGUCCAGAGCUACAAGAGCCAUGUUAAGGACGCUAUACUCAACCAGGUGGUACCCAACACGACUCAGAUUGCUGGAGUGGUCAUUGACAUGUUCUGCACCACCAUGAUUGACGUAGCCGAUGAGAUCAAGGUUCCAACUUUUCUCUUCUUCACUUCAGCGGCAAGUUUUCUUGGGUUGUUGCUCUACCUUUCCGAACGGUACGACCGAGUCGGUAGAGUGUAUGAACACUCGGAUCCCGACUCGGUUGUACCGAGCUAUGUCAACACCGUUCCAACGAAUGUAUUGCCAGGAUUUGUGUUGAACGAUGGUGGUUACGCUUCAUUUGCAGACCAUGCUAGGAGGUUCAAAGAAACCAAGGGCGUCAUCCUCAACACUUUGGUUGAGCUCGAAUCUCAUGCGGUUCGCUCAAUUUUUAAUGGGGCUGAAGGUGAUCAAAGUCGGCCAUGGCCGGCUGUUUACACAGUCGGACCGUUGAUUGACACCAAGGUUGAGCAUCAAGUUCGAUCUGAUCGUGACAAGAUCAUGAAAUGGCUUGAUGAUCAGCCUCCAAAAUCAGUUGUGUUCCUUUGCUUUGGGAGCUUUGGAAGCUUCGAUGAAGCCCAACUGAAAGAAAUGGCUAUUGCACUCGAGAAUAGUGGCCACAGGUUCUUGUGGUCCGUACGUCAAAAACCACCCAAGGGAAAGACUGAAAUGCCAGGUGAGUAUACAAAUUAUGAAGAUUUUUUGCCCCAGGGAUUCUUGGAGAGGACAAAAGGGGUUGGAAUGUUAUGUGGAUGGGCGCCACAAGUGGAGGUUUUAGGUCACAAAGCAAUCGGGGGAUUUGUGUCACAUUGUGGGUGGAACUCUAUAUUGGAGAGUUUGUGGUAUGGUGUGCCUAUUCUGACUUGGCCAUUGUAUGCAGAGCAACAAAUCAAUGCUUUUCUGAUGGUGAGGGAUUUGGGGUUGGCAGUGGAGCUGACAUUAGAUUACGUAUACGGUAGUGGUGAUAUUGUGUCUGCUGAUGAGAUUGAGAGAGGUGUGACCCGUGUGAUGGUUGGUGGUAGUGAGAUUAGGAAGAGGGUUGAGGAAAUGAGUGGAAUGUGUAGGAGGGCUGUUGAUGUUGGUGGUUCUUCAUCUUCUUCGCUUGGAAGCUUGAUCAAGGUUCUGUCACAAAGCCUUGAGCACAACUGAGCUUUGGAUGAGUUAUUGUGCUGGUAGUUCUGGUGAGUUCAUGUGUUUGUGGAAGGAUAUAUGGCUCUAUGACGUUUUCCCUCCUCGGGUUGCUCUGCUUAUGGACCACGAGAAUGUUGACGUUUUGUGCCCGCUAUCCAGCCC